AGGCAGGGGAGGCGGUGGAGAAGAGGAAAGCGCAGCAGAGAAGGCGUAUUGAGUGCAGCAAAAUCUAUCGGGGACACUUACCUCCAUCACUGGGCAUCCCAUCCCUGCCCUGACUACCCCACACCUCUGCUACAAACCCACUCAGGAGAGGAGACAAGUGGAAAUGAAGAAUCUCUGGCUGUUACUUUGUAUCCAUGUGGGGCUCCUGCUGGGCAAAAGUUUUGGGGCCCAUUUCUCUCAGCAACCCUCAGACAAGGUCAUAGUUGCUGGCAAAUCGGUGACUCUUCCCUGCGUAGUGAUUGGCUACAGAGGCGUGGUCCAAUGGACGAUGGACGGGCUGGCACUGGGAGCAGAAAGAGACCUUCCAGGUUGGUCCCGUUAUUCUGUUGUUGGAGACCCUUCUUUAGGAGAACAUAACCUGCACAUUGAAGGGGUUGAGCUUAGUGAUGAUGCCAUCUACGAGUGCCAAGCAACACAGGCAGCACUGAGGUCACAGCGGGCACGUCUCACGGUGCUACUUCCCCCAGGAGACCCAAUGAUACCAGGAUCCCCAGUCGCCAAUGUCCUGCUUGAUGUACCCUACAAUCUCACCUGUCUUGCUUCCGUCGCUAAGCCUGCUGCAGAGAUUACCUGGUUCCGUGAUGGAAAGAAGCUGGAUUGGGCCAUCUACACCAAGGAACUGCUGUCCGAUGGCAAGAGUGAGGGUUCGGCGAGCAGUCUGUUAAUCACCCCUAGUCUGGCGGAUACAGGAUCCAGUUACACCUGCCGAGUGAGGAAUGAGGCCCUGCCAGAGGGCAGAGAGAAGUCUGUGACAUUGAGUGUGCAGUAUCCCCCCAAAGUAACGCUGUCGGUAGAACCCCCUACUAUCACCGAGGGUGGCUCCGUCACAUUUUUGUGCAGUGCAGUUUCCAACCCAGAAGUAACUGGGUACAGGUGGGCAAAGGGGGGUGUCCCUCUGGCCGUGUCAGGAGACAAAUACACUGUGGAGGUGGAUCACACUUUCUUCACCGCUCCAGUCUCGUGCGAGGUGUCCAACAGCGUGGGAGCCAGUAACGUCAGCACGGCCGUCAAUGUGCUAUUUGGGCCACGCCUUCUCACUGAGCCACGCCCUAUGACAGUGGACAUUGGCGAUGACGCCUCUUUCUUUUGUGGCUGGACUGGAAAUCCAACGCCUACGCAAUUUUGGAGCAAGAAAGGAACGGGAGAGGUUCUCAGCAAUGGAAACACACUGUUACUGACAAAAGUAACCCGCGAAGAUGCCGGAGUAUAUGUCUGUAAAGCCAUUGUGCCGCGCAUGGGGACUACAGAGAAAGAAGUGACCCUCAUGGUGAGAGGGCCACCCAUCAUCACUAGUGAAGCUCACUAUGAGAGCAUACUGGGAGAAAAGGCACGGAUGGAGUGUGUCAUUGAGUCCACCCCUACCCCGGACAGAAUUGUCUGGGCGUGGGAUAAGCAAAGCCUGGAAGAAGGUUCAUGGGGCCGUUUCUCAGUGGAGACACAAGUCACUGAAGUGGGGGCUGUCUCCUUCCUGGUCAUUGAUGGAACGGAGAGGUCGGAUUUCCACACUGAGUUCAACUGCAGUGCUAUCAAUCAGUAUGGGGAGGAUUCAGUUAUCGUGUCUCUGCGGCAGCAAGCUACUCUUCCUCUGACAUUCUUGCUGAUUGCCGUUGGCUUGGGGACCCUGUGCAUCUUUGUACUCGUCAUCACCUCCAUCCUAUGUUGCCGACGACCAAAAAAAGCCGUGAAGGACACGCAGAUUCUAGCCGUAGACAUGUCGGGGAGCGAGCCCAGCGAGAGGCACCCCAGUGACUCUGAGGAGGAUCUCAAGGAGCCAUUGCACACAGACACGGAAUCCCAGAGAACAUCCCAGACGGAGCACAGUGACAUCCCAGACGAACCCCAGGACCCAACCAACGGUUAUUAUAAAGUCCGAGCUCAUGAAGACACCAGGCCUACAACCAUAAUGUACCCGGAGUUCUCCUCUCCGCCACGCCCCCUCUACUCCACCACUUCCUCUCUUUCGCCGUUGUGCCCCACCCCUUCUGGGCCCCCUAAAAUCUACGAUUAUGCUCAUCGGUAUGCCACCACUCCCAGAUCUGGAGGUGAGCGCCAUCACAUGCCACAGGGGUCAUCAUCUCAUUUGCCGCAAGGCCCCACGCAUUUCCCACCUGGCCCAAGUCAUGUGUCUCAAGGUCCCACUUAUUUGCCACAAGGCCCAACUCAUUUACCACAAGGCCCAACUCAUUUACCGCAAGGCCCAACUCAUUUACCGCAAGGUCCAACUCAUUUACAGCAAGGACUCACUCACCUACCACCGGGCCCCAGUCAGCACCCAGCACCUUACGCCAGGGCUUUCUGUAGCUACGUCCGCCCGGACAGGUUCGACUCAAUGGACCAAGGCCCCACUCUGUCUCGGCUCUCCUAUGCCUCCCUAACCAGCCACAGUGAUUUUGGCCGGCCUUCACAGCAACGGAUGCAGACCCAUGUGUGACCUCAUUGCCCAUCAGAUGACCUCAUACCAGACUGUGAUACUAUGGAUUCUAUGGUAUAGGAAACUAGAGACUUUGACAUGGCAGAGAUUGCCAGGCUGGUGGUCAAAAGUGGCCCAGAUAAGGCCAUGACCUGCUUCUUCAUGAAGACAAGCACCUACCACAUCAUGGCCCCAAAAUGUGAGGCACAUACAAUACCCAAUCAACCGGCAGCACAAAAUAAUGAAAGGGAACUAUUUGGAUUUUAUUUAUUGGUGGAAUUGGGCCCUAAUGGGGGUGGCGUUACCUCCCCGGUGGAUAUAAAAUAUAGUAUUAUUACAACUCCUCUCUAGGAUCUUUCUGGAAAUUCUGGAAUCACUUGCUGCCACCUACUGGCCAAACAGAAUGGCAUCACUUUGUAAGUGGAGGGGAAACGCUGCCCCUAGUGGAAACCAGAUGAACUGCAAUAUAAUUUAUAUUGAACCAGACUUCUAUAAUAAUAUAAAUGAUCAAACGUCGCGAUCUGAAAAAAAUAUAUGGAAAAGGAUUACAUGGGACGUAGCAUGGACAUUUUAUUUUCAUUAUUUGAGUAAAAUCAGGGGCAUUUGUUUCAAUCCCCGAGAUAUAGUUUCACGGUUCCCUCCAGAGCAGUUGCGCUGUUAUUUAUUACUUCCCCUUUGCACUUCACAGCCGCAGGAAUUACAGGCCCCUGAGCGCUCGCAAGCACUGGAGUUACACUCUGUAUUUGUGUUUAUUGAAAUAAAUAGUUAAUGGCGUGAGUACGUUUAUUGCUAAUAAAAUCCUGUGGAAUUCUAUGUAGAGCCCUGGGGCAGCUCUCACCGCUGGAAAGUCGGCAGCUUAUAUGGAUUGUUUCAACUUUCCCUUUUAUUUUCUUUUUGGUUUCAUGCCUGCGGUUUCCCUACAAUUUUAUAUUUUAUUUCAUUGUUCCGGAGGCUAAAAUCCUUUGCUUCCCACCUGACUCCGUUCCGCACAAUAACUCGUCACUUUUCCACGUUUUUAUGUUCCUGCCUUAAUUGUCUGCGCUCCUGUAUUUGUAUAGGGAGAAAUCCAGGCUGCAACUGUCACAUUAUAUAUCUUUAUAUAUAUUUUAUUUCUGCAUCCUCUCAUACUGUCCUAUGCCUGGAUUUGUAAGGCACAGACAAUAUAAUUUGUUUUUUUUUUAAUUUGUAAAGAAUCUGAGAAUAUUUAUAUUUAAUUAAAAAAAUGUAAAAA
This is a messenger RNA of Xenopus laevis (African clawed frog), 3701 nucleotides long. RefSeq names its product kirre like nephrin family adhesion molecule 2 L homeolog (gene kirrel2.L). Gene Ontology annotation, molecular function: cell adhesion molecule binding. The record is from RefSeq and is marked provisional. Gene Ontology annotation, biological process: cell-cell adhesion. Lineage: Eukaryota; Metazoa; Chordata; Amphibia; Anura; Pipidae. Gene Ontology annotation, cellular component: cell-cell junction; plasma membrane.